AUGAAGGACUGCGAGUACCGGCAGAUCCCGCCCGGGGUAGCGGUCCCGGCACCCGGUACGGUCACUUCGCCGCCUCCGUUACCCACCGGCUCGGAACGGCCCAGCGCGGCCCGGCGUCCCCGGCGGAAGUGGGAGGUGUUCCCGGGCCGCAACCGCUUCUACUGCGGCGGCCGCCUCAUGCUGGCGAGGCACAGCGGCGUCUUCGUUCUCACGCUCGGCCUCAUCCUGGCCACCAGUGGCCUCUUCUUCGCCUUCGACUGCCCCUUCCUUGCCAGUCACCUCACCUUGGCCAUCCCCAUCAUUGCAGCCGUCCUCUUCUUCUUCGUCAUCAGCUGCCUGCUGCAGACCAGCUUCCGAGACCCAGGGAUCCUGCCCAGAGCCACCCCCAGUGAGGCUGCAGACCUGGAGAAGCGAAUCGACAGCAUGGGCACCUCCACAUACCGCCCUCCCGCCCGCACCAUGGAGGUGGUGAUCAACAAGUACGUGGUGAAGCUCAAGUACUGCUACACCUGCAGGAUGUUCCGGCCGCCGCGCACCUCCCACUGCAGCGUCUGCGACAACUGCGUGGAGAGGUUUGAUCACCACUGCCCCUGGGUGGGCAACUGCGUGGGGAAGCGCAACUAUCGCUACUUCUAUGCCUUCAUCCUCUCCCUCUCCUUCCUGACCGCCUUCAUCUUCGCCUGCGUCGUCACCCACCUCACCCUGCGCUCUCAGAGGGAUGGGUUCCUCACCACCCUGAAGACAACACCUGCAAGUGUGCUGGAGUUGGUGAUUUGCUUUUUCUCAGUCUGGUCUAUUCUGGGCCUCUCAGGUUUUCACACUUACUUAGUGGCCUCCAACCUGACGACCAAUGAAGAUAUCAAAGGGUCCUGGUCGAGUAAGAGGGGCUCAGAGUUUGCCAAUCCCUACAGCCAUAAGAGCAUCCUCACAAACUGCUGUGCAGUGCUGUGUGGACCUUUCCAUCCCAGUUUGAUAGACAGAAGAGGAUUCAUCCAGCCCGAGGCCGGAACCCCGUCCAGCCCCAAGAGUGAAAUCCCUUCCUUUGGAGCCAAAACUGACACCAGCAUGGUAGGAGGCAUCCCCUAGCAGUGCUGUGAUGUAGCCCAGUGCCUGCUGUGCCUGCACCUCUCUCCAGCCAGUACCUUCCCCUCCUCCCAUCUCCUUGGCCUCAGGUGGGACAGAUCCAGAGCUGCCAAAGACUCAGCUGAGCCAUUUGUUGCCUUUUUUCAUUAUUUAUUUAUUCUUUUCUGUUCAUUUGUUUCACUGUGAUGUGGUCUGCUUGGACUCCUGCCUGAUGGAGGCCAACAGCAUGAGACCCUCAGACUGGUGCAGAAAACAGAGGGUCCCUGCUGCACCUCGGGGACCAAAUGGGUUUGGGGAGCCAGCAGACCUCUGAGCCUGCAGUGUCUGCUCCAGGGGGUCACUGCCUUUCUGAGCUGGGCCAAGGGUGGGGGACUGGGAAGUGGGUCCCAGCCUGAGCUGGGCUCUCACAUCUCAGCCUGUGGGCUGGUGGAGCUGUAGGGUCCCUGUGUCCCUCUUAAUCUCCAUGGACACAUUGUGCUGGCAUGGGAGGGCUGCUCUGCCUCUCCAUGGCCAC
Indicator indicator is the source of this 1597-nucleotide messenger RNA. RefSeq names its product zinc finger DHHC-type palmitoyltransferase 18 (gene ZDHHC18). Bases 1 to 1086 code for a protein of 361 amino acids. The record is from RefSeq and is a predicted model, not a curated record. Gene Ontology annotation, molecular function: protein-cysteine S-palmitoyltransferase activity. The transcript has 8 exons. NCBI's taxonomy places the organism in Eukaryota, Metazoa, Chordata, Aves, Piciformes, Indicatoridae. Gene Ontology annotation, biological process: protein targeting to membrane; peptidyl-L-cysteine S-palmitoylation. Gene Ontology annotation, cellular component: Golgi apparatus; endoplasmic reticulum.